CUCUUCAUUCAAACCAAAAUCUCUUUUGCUUACAUCUCUGCACGCCAAUGGCUGAAGAACACUCUCCAUCAAUGGCUAAACAAACCCCACCAAUGAAUCCAAAUCCCAAACAGAUAAAGAGCAUCACACCUGUUCAUCUUCAAGUUCCCAAGCAAUCAGAAUUCCCUGAAAGGUACAUGAGUCCCACUGAUAUGAUCAUCUCCCCUGUCUCAAAAGGUCUUCUUGUUAGAAACCAGAAAAAGGGACUUGGAUCAUCCCAUGGGAUCAAGACAUCCAUGGUGUCAGCUCUCAAACCUUAAAGAUCAUAUUUUGUUCAUAGAGUGAACCUUGUUUGUUAUUGGAUGAUGAUCAAAGAAGUUGUUUGUUGAAUUGAGAGUGAAAUCAAACUUGAGAAUUCAAUUCCAUGCAUUCAAGGAGUUGUUGUGUUUUGAAUGACAUAUGUAAACUUGACUCAGUUAAUAUCAUAAGAUUUCUUCUUUAAA
Dioscorea cayenensis subsp. rotundata (Guinea yam) is the source of this 482-nucleotide messenger RNA. RefSeq lists its product as uncharacterized. The coding region runs from base 48 to 299 and encodes 83 amino acids. NCBI's taxonomy places the organism in Eukaryota, Viridiplantae, Streptophyta, Magnoliopsida, Dioscoreales, Dioscoreaceae. The record is from RefSeq and is a predicted model, not a curated record. The transcript has 2 exons.